Molecule: messenger RNA, 720 nt
Organism: Hymenoscyphus albidus
Lineage: Eukaryota; Fungi; Ascomycota; Leotiomycetes; Helotiales; Helotiaceae
Source: the annotation of a GenBank genome assembly
AUGUCUCUUGAGCUAGUACACCCCUCCAACGAAACUCGCGAUGAUGACCAUGAAUACACCCUCGCGGCCCUCCCAUCUGAAAUCCUACUUCAAAUCCUCUCCUACCUCGAUAUCCCUGAUCUAUUCCCAUUAACUCGAACCUCGCAUCAACUCCGAAACCUCUCGCUCGACCCCCUCCUCCAUACCACCCGUCUCCAUCGAGCCUCUCUCUCCCUCUCCCACUCCCUCACAGUUCGACCUUCACUCGGCGAACUGAUGGCACAUCGAAUCUACAUAACUCGCACAACGCUGGCCGCUCGUUCCCUGGGAUGGAACCUUACAAAAAUAAAGUUGAAUAGGCAGCUCCGACAUCGACCUAGUGUCGAAAGCCUAGUAGAAAUGGGCGUCCUACCUGGCGAAUGUUACAGACGAGGAAAAGGCUGGGUGAGUCCCAAAAUAGUGGACGCUAAGAGGAGAGUGGAAAGGGAGAGGGUUAAGGAUGUUUUGAGGGGGUGGGUGGGGGAGUGGAGGGGUAAGAGGAUGGUGCAGCUUGAGAGGGAGGUGGUGGAUGUCAAACCUGAUGUUAGGAGGCUGGCAACGAGGUUUGCGAGGGACAGAGAGGGGGGCAAUAGCAGACAGACUAGAUGGGGAAGGGAGGCAAGAGAGAAGCGGGAGGCUCCCACUAGGGCGAAGGUUCUUGGAUUGAGGAGGUUUUGGGAGAAGGUUGGGGAGGGUGCUUGA